Messenger RNA from Mesorhabditis spiculigera, 2958 nucleotides. The record is from the annotation of a GenBank genome assembly. NCBI's taxonomy places the organism in Eukaryota, Metazoa, Nematoda, Chromadorea, Rhabditida, Rhabditidae.
AUGGAUGUGGCCGUGAAGCUGCAUCCGGCGGUUUUUGCGGUGCCGCCGCUGCUUUUGAUAACAUUUUACCUAGAGUUCAGCAUUUUUGCGCUCGCCUCAUGCGUGCUUUGUGGGUUCGGUGGAUACAAGCUGGGUGAAUGGCUGUUGGAGGACCGGCGGCUGCAGAACCUGAUCAGCGCCCGAUUCGGAAAGUUGUCUGACCGGAGCGAAGACAACUUGAAAGAAGAAAAUUUGCCGGCCUGGAACGAAAUCCAAACGCCGCAACUGGUCAGCGACGCCGUCGAGCAGUUCCUGGAGCAGGUGGUCGAUCGUUUUGUGAACAAUUGGUAUGAACCGGGGAUCAGCCGGGAUCGUGCUUUCCUCAAUGAAAUCCGUUAUCAACUGAGGUUUGCCAGUUGCCAGCUUCUACGCCGGAUCUCUAUUCACGAAUUAACCGAGAUUAUCUUUGAGAAUGGGAUCCCCUUGGCCUCGCUGCAUUUGCAACGAGUGGCGGAUGCCGAAAAUUCCAUUGAAAAGCAGACGCCACCCCCACUUGUGGAGACCGAGAUAGCAAAGCAAAUGGGAAAGCUGCAUUACGCGCUGGGGAGUCGCACAAAUGAGGAGGAUUAUUUGAGACAAAUUUCCGACUUCUUGCUGCCGAUUCUUUUUGACGACUCGCGGCUAGCUGGACGUGCUCUUGAUGAUGACAGCCCGAGACAUCGGAAUGUGGUUCGAAAUCGACACAGAGCUUGGCCAUCCCAACCAUCACGCCACUUACUGAGGGAAAUGAUUGCUCAUUCCGUAUUGCUACCCCUGCUCGAUCUGAUCGCCGACCCGGACACGAUCAAUCAUCUCCUGAUACUGCUCUUCGACCCUGAACCUGUUGCGACAGUCGAACAAAUACCGUCGCCAGCUGUCCCUUUCCUCCAUGGACUCACUGAUCAGGCAGCCGAGUCAGUGCCCGAUUCACUUUUGCAGCUGAAAUUGAGCGAGCUUCUCCGCGACCCGAAGCUGUUCAGCAUGUUCGAGCUGUAUCUACGGGAUAUUCGCGGCCCCGAGAAUGAGCUGUCGUUUGUGGCGAGGGCCGACCGCGUGCAUGAGGAUAUUCAGAAAAAGAUCCUCUGCUCGUCCGAGAUUUCGAAUGCGAUCUGGCAAUUGUACUGCCAGUAUAUCCACGAGGGAACCGAGGAUAAGAUCCCGUUUGACGAGGCCAUUGGGGAGGAGUUCCGGGCCGCUUUUGCCAGCAACGAAUUGCAGCGGUUGGAGCGGAUUUUAGAAAAGAGCUACCAAUGGGUCUAUCAUCGAUUGCAGUGGACGCACGUCGUGCCGUUUUGCCAGUCUGACGCAUUCCUCGGACCUCUCUGCGGCUGCCCACCGAUAGCCCUCGAAAUAAUUUCGGCGCCUAAGGAUGCGGAACGCCGCGGCUCGAUACCGGACAAGACCUUUUCCCUCGCCCAGUUACGCUCUCGCCUUCGUAAAGCCAUAUUUUUGGAAGCGGAUGACGAGGGACGGGAUCAAUUCGAUGGAUCUUAUGAGCAGGGCGUCGAAGCAAGCAUGGAAUUCGGGACGCCGGUGAAAAAAUUUAGCGACCGUCGAGAGUUCAGUGAACCCCUUGAGGGAACCCAGCCUUUCCAUCAACCACCGCAUCACUCGCUCUCGAUGCCGGAUAUACAGACGCCCUCGAUCGAUGUGAGCUACUUGGGCGAAGAGGCUGAAAUGGCGAGCCCGGCCAGUGGACAAAGCCUGAAUGAGGGCAGCUCCGAAGAGGGCAGCGGGCCAGACAGUGGAGACCGAAAACAACCGGAAGAGCCGCUGCCAGAUUUGGUUAUCGAUACCGAGACGCGAGAUAUCGGCAGAUGGGCGGUCACCAUCCCGAAAGUCGUACCGACAAAAGACCCAAUCAACGGUCGAACCGUGUUCGUCUACCAAAUCCAAGUAAUACGACACGACGCUCAGCCGCCUGAGACCCGCCAUUGGACCGUCCUUAGGCGCUACAAUGAGUUCUACGUGCUCGAGAGCAAACUGACGGAAUUCCACGGCGACACCCUAUGCAUUCCGACGCUCCCGCCAAGAAAGAGCUUCGUGUCGAAAACCAAUGCCUUUAUCGAGCAAAAUCGACUGGCUUUUGCCGCAUUCCUGGGAAAUUUGUCAAGACAGCGCCAGCUAGCGCGCUCCGAUCUGCUGUUUGCGUUUUUGGCAUCGAAUGAGGAGUUCCGGGACACGCUACUGCUAUCCGAUUUGAACCCGUGGCGCGUGGUGAAGAAGAUGCCAGGCAAACUCUCCCGAGAGCGAGGCCAGAAUCUCCGGCCAUUCCUGCUCAACCUGCUAGCGAGCACGCUCAGCCCACCGAGCCCGAUCAUUGAGCGGAAAAAGGACGAUGAUACCGGGAGCAUAUCGUCCUUGUCUUCUGACGCCAAGGCACCACUCUCGCUCUACUCGCCCAUUUUCGGCAACAAUCUCCCCAACGUGAACAUUGGGCUCGAGCCGACUGUAAAGGACUUUGGGUGGUGUGGCUCGGACAGCGCCUUCAUCGAUUCGGCCAUGAUUCUGCUCCGAUCCACGCUGUCGAUCUUCCCAGCCGUUGUUCAAUCGUUGUUCGUCGUCUUCCGGGCAGUCUUCAGCCCAGCGGCGGAUUCAUGGAUUCGGCAGGUGACCGAAAAGCUCCUACAGAAAGCUCUCGGUGAGGAGAGCCUCGUCGCGCUCGUUCGAUUGGCCGAGCAGUCGGUGUUCUGCGCCGAGACAGCGCCAUGGCCGACGGAGCAGGAAAAAGCGUUGCGCCGAGAGUUGGCAAAAAGAAGGACGAUCGAUUGGCUCAUCGACACUCUUCCUACACACGUCGAUAGGCUCGUCGGCCAACAAGAGCUUCGCUCCGCCAUCUCGAGACUGCAUUCGGCCCUACAGUACCCCAGGCUCAACAAGCAGCUCAGCUAUGUCCUCCUCGAUGCAAUUAUCAAAAGACUUUUCGAACAUGAAUCCAAA